UCAGCCUCCGCUGUUUUUGAGUUGCAAAUGAUCUGGGAGUGGUGGGUUGCAGGCAGCCCGUGCCAUCGCCUGGAAGAAGACUUCCAUCUUUCAGUCACUAGUUCCAACGGGCCGUGUGUUCUGGAAGGGGGUGGCAGCAGGGAGGAGGAUGCUCUGAGCAGAGUUCUUGAAGCUUUGCUCUUGGGGGAAGCCGGGCUGUGUGGGAGCCUUCUGAUUGAGCGGAGAGCGUGUGAAUUGGAAAGGAUCCUGAGAGCUGGCUGGUCCCAGUUCCUCUCCGGAAAAGCUGUCGCUCUCGCUUCAGAGAUGCGCCUAGCCUUCGCCUGCAUCACGCUGCAUGUUUUAACAAAUCACUGAAACUCCAAACAUCAACAGCAGUUUCAUUUGGACAGAGUGUAUAUUUUGGAAGUCCGGACUAUUUCACCAUGAAACACAUCUUGUAAAAUCUUUGAAGCAUAAAGCUCUGACCAACAUCUGGAUAAGGAAGCCGUCAUCUGCUGUGUAAGGACCUCAUCAUCUACACCAUGACAAACCAGGAAAAGUGGGCCCAUCUCAGCCCCUCAGAAUUUUCCCAACUUCAAAAAUAUGCUGAGUAUUCUACAAAGAAAUUAAAGGAUGUUCUUGAAGAAUUCCAUGGUAACGGUGUGCUUGCAAAGUAUAAUCCUGAAGGGACCAUAGAUUUUGAAGGCUUCAAGCUGUUCAUGAAGACCUUUCUGGAAGCUGAGCUCCCGGAUGAUUUCACUGCCCACCUUUUCAUGUCAUUCAGCAACAAAUUCCCCCAUUCCAGCCCAAAUGUAAAGAGCAAGCCUGCUCUGCUUUCAGGUGGUCUGAGGAUGAAUAAGGGUGCCAUCACUCCUCCGCGUUCUUCUCCAGCAAAUACAUGCUCCCCAGAAGUGAUUCACCUCAAGGAUAUCGUCUGUUACCUGUCUCUUCUUGAAAGAGGAAGACCGGAGGAUAAGCUUGAGUUUAUGUUUCGCCUUUAUGACACCGAUGGGAAUGGCUUCCUGGACAGCUCGGAAUUAGAAAAUAUCAUCGGUCAGAUGAUGCACGUUGCAGAGUACCUUGAAUGGGAUGUUACAGAACUUAAUCCGAUCCUUCAUGAAAUGAUGGAAGAAAUUGACUAUGACCGGGAUGGCACUGUGUCUCUGGAGGAGUGGAUUCAAGGAGGAAUGACAACUAUCCCCCUCCUCGUCCUGCUGGGCUUGGAAAACAAUGUGAAGGAUGAUGGGCAGCAUGUGUGGCGACUCAAGCACUUUAACAAGCCUGCCUACUGCAAUCUCUGCCUGAACAUGCUGAUUGGCGUGGGGAAGCAGGGCCUCUGCUGCUCCUUCUGCAAGUAUACGGUCCAUGAACGCUGUGUGGCCAGAGCCCCGCCCUCCUGCAUCAAGACCUAUGUGAAGUCCAAGAAGAACACGGACGUCAUGCACCACUAUUGGGUCGAAGGCAAUUGCCCUACCAAGUGUGAUAAGUGCCACAAAACAGUGAAAUGCUACCAGGGCCUCACAGGGCUGCACUGUGUUUGGUGUCAGAUGACACUGCACAAUAAAUGUGCUUCUCAUCUGAAGCCUGAAUGUGACUGUGGACCCUUGAAGGACCAUAUUUUGCCACCCACAACAAUCUGCCCAGUUGUAUUGACUAUGCCCACUGCAGGAGCCUCAGUUCCUGAGGAAAGACAGUCAACAGCUAAAAAGGAAAAGAGCAGCUCCCAGCAGCCGAAUAAAGCAGCAGACAAGAAUAAAAUGCAAAGAGCUAACUCAGUUACUAUGGAUGGACAAGGGUUGCAGAUCACUCCUGUUCCUGGCACUCAUCCGCUUCUAGUUUUUGUCAAUCCUAAAAGUGGUGGAAAGCAAGGAGAACGAAUUUACAGAAAAUUCCAGUAUCUCCUAAAUCCUCGUCAGGUUUACAGUCUUUCUGGAAAUGGACCAAUGCCAGGGUUACACUUUUUUCGCGAUGUCCCUGACUUCAGAGUUUUAGCAUGUGGUGGAGAUGGGACUGUGGGCUGGAUUUUGGAUUGCAUAGAAAAGGCCAAUGUAGUCAAGCACCCUCCAGUUGCUAUCCUUCCUCUUGGGACUGGCAAUGACCUAGCCAGAUGCCUGCGGUGGGGUGGAGGUUAUGAAGGUGAAAAUCUUAUGAAGAUCUUAAAAGACAUUGAAAGCAGCACAGAAAUCAUGCUGGACAGGUGGAAGUUUGAAGUCACACCCAAUGACAAAGAUGAGAAAGGAGACCCUGUGCCUUACAGCAUCAUCAAUAACUACUUUUCCAUUGGCGUGGAUGCUUCCAUUGCACACAGAUUCCACAUCAUGAGAGAAAAGCACCCAGAGAAAUUCAACAGCCGAAUGAAGAACAAAUUUUGGUACUUUGAGUUUGGCACAUCUGAAACCUUCUCAGCCACCUGCAAAAAGCUACAUGAAUCUGUAGAAAUAGAAUGUGAUGGAGUGCAGAUAGAUUUGAUAAACAUCUCUCUGGAAGGAAUUGCAAUUUUGAAUAUACCAAGCAUGCAUGGAGGAUCUAAUCUUUGGGGCGAGUCUAAAAAGAAAAGAAGCCAUCGACGGAUAGAAAAAAAAGGCUCUGACAAAAGGCCCACUCUCACAGAUGCUAAAGAGCUGAAGUUUGCAAGUCAAGAUCUGAGUGACCAGCUGCUGGAGGUUGUUGGCUUGGAAGGAGCAAUGGAAAUGGGCCAAAUAUACACGGGCCUGAAAAGUGCUGGCCGGCGGCUGGCUCAGUGCUCCUCAGUGGUUAUCAGGACAAGCAAGUCACUGCCAAUGCAAAUUGAUGGAGAGCCAUGGAUGCAGACCCCAUGCACAAUAAAAAUUUCACACAAGAACCAGGCUCCAAUGUUGAUGGGACCUCCACCCAAAACUGGAUUAUUCUGCUCACUCAUCAAAAGAACAAGAAACCGAAGCAAGGAGUGAGCUUCUAGAAGAAACCGAAACAGCAUACAUGGAACACUUUGAACCAUUUCAAGUCUCCUGCUCCUACGAAAUCUUUGGAAUUCACAGUUUUUGUUAUUGAGCUGCUGUAAAAAAAAAAAUUGGCUAUUAGAAAAAUUUGUUGUCUCUGUUUUUAUAGGCCUAUUUGCAUGAAAAGUAGAAGUUUAUAUGAUGUGAAACUGCAUAUUUUAGUUGCAUGCACACUCAUAGGUUUUCUGUCUCCCACUCUCAUCUUAUGCCAUUUCCAUUUACUGACUGUGAGAAAAAAACCUGCAAAAGUUCAAGGAAGUAUGAUGGGAAAGGAUUUCUUGUAUAAUUGCUGUCAUUGGCAAGCAGUAAUAAGUAUGGCUGCAACAAUCCCAAGUGAGAAGUGACAUCCUUUGCCUAUUAGAGUCACUGCAUCCAUGGUGUUGGACCUGUGGCUUAAGAAGAAGCUAAAUUCAAACAUUGUAUUAAAGAGUUGCCAAUGAUACCAUGCUCUAGCUCUCUCUUUCUCAAUAUCUUUACUCUUCCCAGAAGACAUUAAGAUGUCAAGCAUAAGAUUCUUCUUGUGCUAUAACACUAUAAAAUGGUUUUCAGUUUGUUUAGCUUUGCCUUUAACAAAACAAAACAUGAGAGAAAAUAUGUUACUGGAAGUAAGUGUGAUUAUAUAGCAAGCUUUAUACCUUUCUAUAUAAGAAUCUAUACACAAAUGCAUAAUCACAGUAGUAGCCAAAUAGAUGGUUUAAACUAUGUGCCUAAUGAAUAUGUUUCCCACCAAAGAAUCAGAGAUUAGAGUUCUUAUGAGUUUGUGAAAAGUAAAAUGUCAGAAAGGACUGGAUUACCCAUUUAUUGUGAUUAAAAUGUUCACCAUUCAAAACCAGUAAAUCAUACAGCAUAAUCAAAUCUCAAUUGCCAAUUUCAUGGUUAUUUGGUCUCCCUACCAUAUACGUCUGUGAUUUUUAAUGGAUCUCUUAAGUGCACUUCAAGAAGGUAAAUGACAGCAUUGGUUCCUUCUCUGGGAGAUUGCUACCUGCAAUAAUAUUGAGCUCAUUGAAGCAAAUCAUGCAUGCAAUUAGCCUCUUACUACUCAUUCAUUCCUUCCCCAUCUCUAUGACAUUAAAAUGUUCAAGAAUAUAGAAAGGCCUGGCUCACUGUUUAAGGUGUGUUCAAGGCAUGGUCUCGUCUCUGAUUGUUUAAAGAAAUGUGGAACUACUACUUUUCAUCGUGUUCCUUUAAGCUAUCAUAUGAAACAAAAUACUUCUGGGCAGUCUCAGUGUAGUUCAGUCACACUGACCUGCAUCUCAUCACUGCACGAUUUAUGUUUUCAGACACCACGCCAUCAGGAAAACGAGUGCUUGAAAUGCAUGAUUUAUCAGCUUUCCUCCCUGCUCUGCAUUAAAGUGCUAAUGAUUUAUCAGUUCUAUUUUUCUAUUGAUUCUUUCAUCUUUGAAUAACAAAUAGCAGUUAGUGAUUCUGUUGAACACAACUCUGUGCAUGGAUUUAUUGAUUUCAAGUGAAAUUGCUGUAAUUUUACUUCUUUGGUUUGAAAACUCAAGUGAAUGCUGUUGUAUCAAAUAGCUGCUCUCAAGCAAUGUUCUGUAAUGGAAGAUUAUGUAUAAAGUGUAUUCCUUUAGUAUUCCAGGAACAUUGGAUGCUAAAUACCAAUCAACAAUAACUUUAAUUGCUUCAAAAAUAAAAGCUUUUGAAUAGAAUUAAGACAUAAUUUAGCUUACCCAGGAAAAUUAUGAUUAAAAUUGCAAAUUCAGUACAGCAAUCAGUUGUCCUAGUAUAGUAAUAAUAAAAUAGUUAUUCAUCAGAACAGCAAUCUAGACCAAAAGAAUGUUCAAAACAACCACAAACGCAUCACUCACAUAAUGUUACAUAACACAUCUUUUGCUUUUGUGCAUCUCUCAUUACAGGUAAUAAAUAUUUUUACACAAAUUGAUGAGCUUUUCUACAGUGGGCAGGCAGACCUUGUACCAAAAUGUUAUUUUGAAUCCACAAAUUAUUUCAUGUUCUGUAAUACAUUAAGGCAGCAGCAGUUUCUGAAUUAUUUGCAGCAUCUGUGCACUGGGGACCGAUAAUAGAAAAAUUAAAGACCUGGCCUGGAUGUUUCAGUAGCUGAUAUAGUGGGCCCCUGCUGCACUUCAGCAUAGCUGCAUGAGGACCAGCAGUGCUAACAGGUACUACAUUUCAGUCCAUUGGAUUCAUGGGUAACACUAAUAAGUCUUCAAAAAAGAAUCAAUUUUGACUUUUCUAAACUCGUUUUUUUUUUAAGAUAACUGAUGUGCUUGCCCUUUGAGUACACUACUCCUGGGGUUUGGAAAGUAGUUUUUUUUUUAAAUCUACUUUGAUGGUUUUGAAAUAAGAGAAGAUAUUCUCUUCUUUUUCUAUGACAGCUUCAUGUGAAGAAUAUAUAUUUUAAGGAAAAUUCUAAAUGGAAAGUUCUAUGGCAUAUUAAAAUAUUGAAUUAUGAAUGUUAGCUUUACAAAAUGGAAACUUUUCUUCUAGGUGUGUGGGUGUUGGAGGUGUUGAGUCAACCUAUUUUUUAACUCUCGUAGACAUAGUAGUGAUAAAGUUCCAAAUGAAGCGUGUGAAAAAUGAAAACUGCACUAACUUACAAAGGUCAGAGGAUCUCAAGGAUAGAGGUUCAUACCCUGCUACACACUGCCAUACAGUAAAUUCAUAAACAGAGAUGACAGAUUCCAGAAAAAAACUGGAAAUGCACACUUUUAGGAAAUAGGAAGAGUGAUAUCUGUGUACAUCCAGUAUUUCAAACGUCAUAUGUGUAUUUUCUCACUCUCCAUCAUGUGUGUGUCAAGUGUACUUGAUGCGGAGAGUGAUGGUUAAGUUUUGGUAAUAGAAGAAAAAAGCCUUUUACUUUGAAUGGGCUAUGUGGUUGCUGCCUUUCUAGAGCUCUCUGACCAGGGGUUCAGUGUAGACAGUCUCCUGAAGGCAAGACACACCCAUUACUCACUUUGUUCAGGUGUCUUGUAUUAGGGAGUGGGGCUAAGUACUUUUUCCGGGGCACAAUCUGCUUGAAUCCAAGACUGUCAAUACUACUCACACUAGCUAGGGCUCUUAGGUGGUUCCUUUCCUAUUUCUGUUAGUGUUAGCUGGUUUUCUGUUGGUUUUGAAAAGAAAGGCGUAUUUUUAUGGUACAUAUAACCCUCAAAGAAGUAAUCAAUGCAUAACAUAUAUUCCACAUUAAAGGAUAUACCUUUAUAGCACUUAUAGCAUAUAUUGAGACUGUGGAAUGUAAUAAAAUAAUAAAUAAAUCUAAGAAAAGCCUUUUGUUCUGUGAAAGACAGAUAUCCCCUCCUUAAACCAGCCAAACUGAAAUGAAUUGUGUUUAAAGGUUUGAGUAAAUUCUCAUUUGAACCUUUCUAUAUAUUCUUAUUGUGUUUAAAACAUAGGGUUUGUUUAAUUAAACUAUCUUAA
Molecule: messenger RNA, 6350 nt
Organism: Apodemus sylvaticus (European woodmouse)
Lineage: Eukaryota; Metazoa; Chordata; Mammalia; Rodentia; Muridae
Gene: Dgkb
Product: diacylglycerol kinase beta
Exons: 25
Coding region: 522-2909 (795 amino acids)
Biological process (GO): lipid phosphorylation; diacylglycerol metabolic process; intracellular signal transduction
Cellular component (GO): plasma membrane
Molecular function (GO): calcium ion binding; ATP-dependent diacylglycerol kinase activity
Source: RefSeq, a predicted model, not a curated record